This is a messenger RNA of Acipenser ruthenus (sterlet), 2972 nucleotides long. It is a transcript of the gene npy7r, whose product is annotated as neuropeptide Y receptor Y7. The transcript has 2 exons. Gene Ontology annotation, molecular function: neuropeptide Y receptor activity. Gene Ontology annotation, biological process: G protein-coupled receptor signaling pathway. The coding region runs from base 305 to 1414 and encodes 369 amino acids. Gene Ontology annotation, cellular component: membrane. The record is from RefSeq and is a predicted model, not a curated record. NCBI's taxonomy places the organism in Eukaryota, Metazoa, Chordata, Actinopteri, Acipenseriformes, Acipenseridae.
UUCUGUCCCGUCCGCACCUGCUCUGGCGGCUUACCUUCCCCGCACUGUCUCACCGCGGAGCCACGUCUCAGUCUCGGUUUAAUCCUGCACUGUGCUCAUUGACGAGGAGGAGGGUGGUGGGCUUGUAUUACAAGACAACACUGGCAGAGUGCUCUUUCAGUGACCACGUGCGCUUCUCGAGUAAGUGCGCUUUUGGAAGAAACAAUCAGAAAUACUUCUUUUAAUAUAAGAAACUGUAACAAAAAACACUCUGGAUAACGCAACUUUAGGGGCUUGGCUGUCCCGGCUGGAAGUGAUUUCCAGCAUGGUCCGCUCUGAUCCAUCCAACAGCUCUACAAGACGGCACAACAGGGACCUGGCCAGCGGUGGCACGGGCUUCCGCAUCGCAGACAUCACCAAGCUCCUGGGUGUGCAGAUCACCCUCAUUGCAGCCUACUCACUCAUCAUCCUGCUGGGGCUCGUCGGCAACUCCUUGGUGAUUUACAUGAUCGUCAAGUACAAGAACAUGCGGACAGUCACCAACUACUUCAUCGCCAACCUGGCCCUGGCAGACCUCAUGGUGGACAGCCUCUGCCUGCCCUUCACGCUGGUGUACACCCUGCUGGACGAGUGGAAGUUCGGAGCCGUUAUGUGCCACCUGGUGCCCUACUCCCAGGCCCUGAGCGUGCACGUCUCCACCCUGACACUCACAGUCAUCGCCCUGGAGAGGCACCGCUGUAUCGUUUUCCACCUGGGCCAACGCGUCUCUGUACGGACCAGCUUUGUCGUCAUCGCUCUUACCUGGCUGGUGGCGGCCAUCCUGGCUGGACCAUUGGCCAUCUUCCGAGAGUACAGGUACGAGGAAAUCCCCUCCAUCAACCUGAGGAUUGCAGUGUGCUCCGAGAAGUGGCCUCACGGGAACAACCGCGACGGCACCAUCUACAGCCUCUCCAUGCUCCUCCUGCAGUACGUCUUGCCUCUGAGCAUCAUCAGCUAUGCCUACGUGCGCAUCUGGAUCAAGCUGAAGAACCACGUGAGCCCCUGUAGCCGCAGCGACAGCCACUACCGCCGGAGAAAGACUACCAAGAUGCUGGUGAUGGUGGUGGUGGUCUUCGGGGUGUGCUGGCUGCCCUUCCACGUGUUCCAGCUGGCCAGUGACCUGGACCUGAUCAUGAAGUUUGAGGAGUACAAGCUCCUCUACACAGUGUUCCACGUGAUCGCCAUGUGCUCCACAUUCGUCAACCCGCUGCUCUACGGCUGGAUGAACAAGAACUACCGCAACGGCUUCCUCAUGUUCUUCCGCUGCGAGCACAAGCCUGAGGCCAUCCACCUGGAGUGCUCGAUGAGGACCAGGCUCAACACCUUCCAGACCGUGAUGCUGAACAGCAGUCACAAGUGGGGCGCCAGCAAUGGCCACCCUCCCACAGCUGUUUAGGCUUUGUAAAGCUGAGGGAACAGUGGCUUGAAACCUGGUUCCAGGUAACCAGGAGACCUAGUUUGAGGCAGCUUUGCUGUAUCAAACCCCAAGUCUCCCUGGGUGUGCCAUGCCGUGGCCUCUGAAACUAAGUUUUCUGAAACCAAGUUCCGAGCUACAAAGUGGCUUUGUGUUCCCUCAGCUUAAUAUUCUUUGGAAAGCAGCUUUCUGAUGAAGAAAAAAAUGUUCAAAUGCUAGAAGCAUCUUCAUCUCAUCAGUAUAAUCAUCUCACUUUCAAUGGAUGUUGAUUUUAAGUGUGCUGUACAACGCUGAUUUGGUUCUACAUUGCAGUUUUAUUUGAUGUGUCACUUGUUUUUAUUAUCAUUAGAUUUCUCUUCUACUCUUUCUACUUCCAUCAUCCUGGCCCUUGGCAUUCUAUUUUAUUUUUUCCCCAUGUGUUUAUUUUAAUCAAAUGUCUAUUUCUGUCUUUCGUUUUUCUUCCUUGGUAGGGCCAUUAGCAGUGAUGAACUGAGACAGUGCUUUAGGCCAUGGGUACCAGACAAGAUCCACCUCGUUCGAACACAGUGCCUUCAUUGUUUCUAGAAAUGUAUGCUGUCCGCCUUUUAUUGAUUUGCAUAGCUGUGUGGGUGAGUUUGGUUAUUUGUGAUUCUGCUCGCCUCUGAUCCCUGCCUAGCUCUGAUCUUCUUCCAAGUAUUCGGGAUGUGUUAACCUCUCCUGGGGGUGAUGUUCCUGAAGCAUGCAUGUGGGACAGAGACAAGCCUACGCCAGGGCGUAUCUGUUUCCACGGCCAAGCACCAGAGAAUCUCAUCCAGGACACAGUCCCUUCAUCCUUUGGCUGGUUCUUCUGAGGGGAUGGUUUCUCAGUUUACUCAUUGACAAGCUGACUAACAGAAGAGCUGGAGAAUAUUCUGAAAGAAAACAAACUAAAUUAAAUGGACCACAAAAAAAAGGACCACAAAUGUACAAGGUGUUUCAUUCUCAGACAAAUGACCCCAAAGUGUGAUAGCACUGUUCUCAGAUUCAUUUUUCAUAGUGCCAAAGUAGCAGUCAUGUUUAGUUACACUUUGCAGUCAGCAGAGUCAUGCAGAAGCUAUUAGCGUCUGUCAUUCCUCCCCUGCUUGACAGCACAAUUAUCAUUAUAAUCUCAUGGAAAAAAAGGCUUUGGAAAGAGGUAAAAAAAAAAAAAUCCAAACUGUAAACUAAAAACGAAAUGCAUUUGUUUGUAUAAGUAAAAAGCCCUGACUGUUUCUGAUUUCCAUUUGAAAUAUUUUGUAUUUAUUUUGUAUAUAUUAUAUAUAUAUAUUGUACUUGCUUCACUCAUAAUAGGAAUCUACAGAAGAAACUCCUUGUUCGAAAUGAUUAUAUGAGCUUUUGAUGUUUCUGUAUUUUUAAUAAAGUAUAUGAAUUGGACCAGUGCUCCGGGUUUCGUACAGCAACACCACACCUGUUCUGUUUAUAAAAUACAUGCAGAGUGAGUAAACCAUGCUUUGAAACAUGCCUUGUACUGUAUAUGUUCCAGUGUAUGGAAAGCACUUAGAAAUGUCAAUAAAUGUUAAAA